CUCCCUUCCCCGCCCCCGGCCCUCCUCCUGGGCGGUGCUUGUCGCCAGCCUCCGCGCCAGUCGCUGACAGCUCCGGCACUGCGAGCUUCUCCUCUCGGGAGAAGGCAGGAUUCCUGAGUAUAUUCGAAAACUGAGCCAUUUCCACCACGCCGAGGCAUUUUGUCUUCUCAGAGACACAACUCCAGCUCAGCUGAACCACGACAGAUCUAAGUCAUCAUGGUGAAAAGCCACAUCGGCGGCUGGAUCCUGGUUCUCUUUGUGGCCACAUGGAGUGACGUGGGCCUCUGCAAGAAGCGGCCGAAGCCUGGAGGAGGCUGGAACACCGGGGGAAGCCGAUACCCAGGGCAGGGCAGUCCUGGAGGCAACCGCUACCCACCCCAGGGCGGAGGCGGCUGGGGUCAGCCCCACGGUGGCGGCUGGGGACAGCCCCACGGUGGCGGCUGGGGUCAGCCCCACGGUGGCGGCUGGGGACAGCCGCACGGUGGUGGCGGCUGGGGUCAAGGUGGUGGCAGCCACAGUCAGUGGGGCAAGCCCAAUAAGCCCAAAACCAACAUGAAGCACAUGGCAGGAGCCGCGGCAGCCGGGGCGGUAGUGGGGGGCCUGGGUGGCUACAUGCUGGGGAGUGCCAUGAGCAGGCCCCUCAUUCAUUUCGGCAACGACUAUGAGGACCGUUACUAUCGUGAGAACAUGCACCGCUACCCCAACCAAGUGUACUACAAGCCGGUGGAUCAGUACAGCAGCCAGAACAACUUCGUGCACGACUGCGUCAACAUCACGGUCAAGCAGCACACGGUGACCACCACCACCAAGGGGGAGAACUUCACGGAGACCGACAUGAAGAUCAUGGAGCGCGUAGUGGAGCAGAUGUGUGUCAGCCAGUACCAGAGAGAGUCCGAGGCUUACUACCAAAGAGGGGCGAGUGCCAUCCUCUUCUCCCCGCCGCCUGUGAUCCUCCUCAUCUCGCUGCUCAUUCUCCUGGUAGUGGGAUGAGGAGAGUGAGCAUCCCGUCCUCUCCAACGUCUUCAUCUUUUACAGGUUGGGGGAGGGGGUGUCUACCUACAGCCCUUUAGUGGUGGUGUCUCAUUCCUGCUUCUCUCUUUAUCACCCAUAGGCUAAUACCCUUGGCCCCGAUAGCCCUGGGAAACGUGGAGCAGACCCAGGAUGCUAUUUAUUGGAGCCCCCGUGUGAUUGAAUCUUUCAGGGGCCCAUGCUAGCGCUGGGCUGGGAAUAACAGCAGUUGACCUAGGGCUUAUUUUUAUUUUAUUUUAUUUUAUUUUAUUUUUUGUCUAGUGCAGCAGGUUGAGGCCAAAACAAUUCUCAAAACAGUCUUCAAAUACCUUUGCCUGAAAACCUCUGGCUCCUUCCCCAGCUAGAGCUCAGUACACUAAUGCCCCAUCUUAACCGUGAUUUCAUAGCAACUUGGGGAAAUUUUUCUCAUCCGUUCUAAAAGAACCCGAUCACAUUUUCCUGUGCAAAGAGCAUUUCUGCCAAAUUUAAAAGGAGGCCACAUGAUACUCAUUCAAAAAGCGAAACUAGAAAUCCCUUGCUCUUGGACCCCGGGUCAGCCCACCAGAGAGCAGAGAACUGGGACGAUGGUUUGCAUUCUGCGGUGUGGGCCACACAGCAGCCAGAACAUCAAGCGUAAAUAGUCAUGCGACACUAGACCUCGGCAGAGGAUGUUUUCACAGGGAAUGAACAUAACCAACAGUGCGAAAAUGCUAAAAAAAAUCCCACACUUGGGAGUGGUGCCCUUCGAGGCAAGCUCCCAUUUGGGACAUGUAAAGCACCUACAUGUGACAUUCCUUUCUUUCAUAAUCUAAACUCUAGAUAAUUAAGGCAGUAAAAAAUUGAACUGCCUUCCGGGCACUGAGAGCAAAUCUUUGUUCAUUUAUCUGUAAACCAGAAUGAUUUUGACACAGGAAGGUGCAGCUGUUAAAAUAACCAACAUCCUAGAGGAUUGCGUAAUGGAGAAAAUGAUUAGUAGACAAAGAAAAAUGAUUGCAUUUCUUCAUUGCUGUCUCAUAAUUGUCAAAAACCAGAAUUAUGUCAAGUCCUAGUUUCUAUAAUCGGUUUUUGAAUCAAAGAAUGGAAGGCCAUCCAAAAAAAUAUCUUAGGUCGGACAUGACAGAAAUAUCCAUUCAGGGUGGAAAAAAGGAAUUCUGUUAACUGUUAUUUAAGUAAGGUGAAAUUAUUGUCUGGAUUGUUCAAUAUUGUCACCUAGCAGAUAAAUUAGCAUUCUGCAAUGUUCCUGGCUUGCACUGUGCGGGUAUUUGAUGUAAAAAAAAAAAGAGUUAUUAUAUAUAUAUAUAUUGUGUAUGACAGACUUAGAAAUUUUGGUUAAAGGAGUUAACAUCGGAUAUAUCUAAUGCACAACAGGUUUUGUAAGGUACUAAAUACUUAAUAUGUAGAAAACCCUUUUGCGUGGUCCUCAGGCUUACAUGUGCACUGAAUAGUUUUGUAUGAUAGAUCCAUCGUGGUCUUCGAAAUAUGCAUGUACUUUAUAUUUUCUAUAUUUGUAACUUUGCAUGUACUUGUAUAAAAAAAAUGUAUACAUGUUCGAAAUCUUGACUAGAAUUAAACAGAAGCUAAGUGAGUGUG
Molecule: messenger RNA, 2598 nt
Organism: Leptonychotes weddellii (Weddell seal)
Lineage: Eukaryota; Metazoa; Chordata; Mammalia; Carnivora; Phocidae
Gene: PRNP
Product: prion protein (Kanno blood group)
Biological process (GO): protein homooligomerization
Cellular component (GO): membrane
Source: RefSeq, a predicted model, not a curated record